GUGCCAAGUUUGUUUUUGAUUACCGCUGUGAGAGGUGAUAAUACAGAUACGAGAUCGAAAAUGUCGCUGCUUCCAUCUUGCCCGUAUCACGACAGAGCCGGCAGUAUGGUGGAUCGUGAAUUCUUUCAACCGUUAAACCAGUUGGUUCCUCAAGAUUAUUUCAAGCCUUUCGGUAACGUGUUUCGACCUUUACAUAGAAUGUUAAAAGAAAUGGAUCUUCUCGCGUCAUCAAUGAACCGGCUAGCUGUGAACGAGGGAGCAAAUAUAACGUCCGACGGGGAAAAGUUCCAGGUCAACGUGGAUGUUCAACACUUCGCGCCGGAUGAAAUAAAUGUGAAAGUGGUUGAUGGUUUUGUAACAAUAGAAUGCAAACACGAAGAGAGACGAGAUGAACAUGGAUACGUCUCUAGACAGUUUGUGAGACGUUACGCGCUGCCUCAGGGCUGUUUACCAGACACUGUGAUGUCUCGUCUUUCAUCAGAUGGCGUCCUGACGGUGACCGCUCCCAAAGUACUCCCGAUGCCCUCAUCCGGCGAACGAAUUGUGCCAAUACAACAAACAGGACCCGUCAAGAAGAUCAUGAGUAACGAAUAGAAAUGUUCUAUUGGUUUCUGUGUUUCAAAAUAAUUUAAGACUGAACUAUUAUCUGUGUAAUAAAUAUAUUUUAAGUUUGUAAAUAUAUAUUAUUAAGUUGCA
This is a messenger RNA of Danaus plexippus (monarch butterfly), 696 nucleotides long. Its product is annotated as protein lethal(2)essential for life-like. Gene Ontology annotation, biological process: response to heat; protein refolding. The record is from RefSeq and is a predicted model, not a curated record. Gene Ontology annotation, molecular function: protein folding chaperone. The transcript has a single exon. The coding region runs from base 61 to 594 and encodes 177 amino acids. NCBI's taxonomy places the organism in Eukaryota, Metazoa, Arthropoda, Insecta, Lepidoptera, Nymphalidae.